Molecule: messenger RNA, 1173 nt
Organism: Ceraceosorus bombacis
Lineage: Eukaryota; Fungi; Basidiomycota; Exobasidiomycetes; Ceraceosorales; Ceraceosoraceae
Source: the annotation of a GenBank genome assembly
AUGACCAGCUUGCACACGUCCGCUCGAUCAGCGCACCACGUCUGUCUCUGGUGCGCAAUCAGUCCAUCGGUAACGAGCAUCGCAUCAUCCUCACAGUUGACCUUGGAGCGCAAUCCGAGCAAGUCAAAUGGUUUCAUCCGAGCGCAGUCCAGUCUGACUCGCGUCUCGGCAAGGGUGCGACUGGCCGCGAGCCUUCCAGCUCGACCAGACCACAGCUUUGCAGCAUCUCAAAGAGGCGCCCACACAGCUUCUGCAUUGGAAGACGGUCUGUCCGAGGAUGAUGAUACGACUGGAGAUGCUGAGGAGAGGAGUGGCUUUGCUCGGAGAUCGAUGAAAAGACAUGCCGGACAUCCAAGACAUGCUCACUCGCAAAUCGCUGGCUCGGAAGACAGCAGCCUCAGUGAGCUUGCCUUUCCCACCUCUUCCAACUUCACUCCGUAUGACGUCUUUCAUCUCCCCAAGACUGCAAGCUCUUUGGACAUCAAAGCGCGCUACUACGAUCUGGUUCGCUUGUAUCAUCCAGACAAGCAAGCAGCGAAUCAUGUGGAGGGAGCGCCGUUGGCGGCAGAGAUGGAAAGGCAACGUCGUCAAGAGUGGGAAGUGAUGCAGCAAGCGUACGAUCUGCUGAAGCAUGAUCAUCGAAGGAGGAGAUACGAUGCGGCGGGAAUCGGCUGGACGGCGGGAAUCGGCAGCGCAGUGCGAGGCUCGACGUCUCCUUGGCACGGACCACCAAGCGCGAGAAAAGGCUGGGAAUUUAGAGGCAGCGGCCACGACGGCUUCGGCUGGCAAUCCUACGCCAAAGCGCAAGGCUCUUCUCACGACUUUUACGGCUCCAAUCCCGCUCCGGAUCCCAAGAGCGGACCGCGAUAUAUGCCCAACGCCCACUUCUUUCUGGCCGUUGGAGGCCUGACGUGGUCGCUUGCGGCAGUGCAGUACGUGAGGCUGGCCAACGAAUCCAAGGAGCGCAAUGUCCAGCUGGAACAGAAGUCGGCAUUGGCGGCGCAAAGCUUGGAAAGGGCCAGACAGCUGGCAAAGAGCAAAGAGGGAAAGAGUAGACUCGAUAGCUUGCGAAAAAGGGCGCGCGAGCAGCAGCUGCUGGUGAUGGACGAGGAGAAUGUUUGCUCGAGCGAAAGCGCUGUGAGCGUCUUGCCCGCGCCGUCUCGCACGUACUAG